Molecule: messenger RNA, 1020 nt
Organism: Phytophthora sojae
Lineage: Eukaryota; Oomycota; Peronosporomycetes; Peronosporales; Peronosporaceae
Exons: 4
Coding region: 1-1020 (339 amino acids)
Biological process (GO): lipid homeostasis
Cellular component (GO): membrane; endoplasmic reticulum
Source: RefSeq, a predicted model, not a curated record
AUGGGGUGGUACGACGGCGGCGACGAGCUGCUGGAGGAGGAGCGCUCCGUGCGCCUCGGCGAGAACGCGCUGGUCGCGGGCAUCGCGUUCGCGCUCUUCUGGGCCAACUUCGGGCUGUCGUGGCACCUGUCCAGCCGCCGCGUGCCCGAGUUCUCGAGCUUCACUGCGGCGCAGAAGGCCGACUGGUGCUCCAGAGUGAACUCGACCAUCCACGCAGUGCUGGUCGUGAUCGGCGUGGCCUACGCGCUGGCGGAUAUCAGUUGGGCCGAUGGGUUCAUGCCCAUGUCGUCGCUGCGCGCCGCGAGCUUCAUCUUCUCCAUUGCAAUCGGCUACUUCUUGUGUGACCUGAUCAUCAUCAUCAUCUGGCCGGUGCCGAUGCAAUGGGUCUUCAUUAUUCACCACAUCGUCGCUGUAGUCCCGUACUUCAUCAACAACUUCAUUUCGUGCUGCGCGGCGUGCCAGUUCGGUCUGCUGCUGUUCCUGCUAGUCGAGCUCGCGACGCUGCCGCUCAACGCGCGCGGGUUCAUGGACGCCAGGGACCGGCAGGACUCGAAGAACUACAUGCGCUCCAUCUACACCACGUACAUCAUCUGGGGCAUCUCGCGCACGGCGCUGCCGAUCUUCGUCAUGUACGACUUCUGGGCCUACGCGUACCCGUCGGACCGCAACCACGACACGUGCUUCUUCCCCAACCUCGUGAGCGCCCACAUCAUCGCGCUCUUCUGCGUCGGCGUCUUCUUUUUCGUGCACACCCCGGAGAUGAUCCGGAUUAGGCGCGAGCACCGACGCGCGCACGGAGCCGCGGACCCGUCGUCCGACGUGACCGUCAACACGGACGACGCCGAUCUGGUCGACGGCGAAGCGAACGACGUCCCCAGCGCCAAAGCCAACAAGCCCAGCAGUCUGCGCAGCCUUACUCUGUCCCUCUCUAGACCAAAGGAGCCUAUCACAGACGACUCCUACGACGAUAUCGAGCUCGGGGUCAUGCCUCGAAGUGCCCGAAGUGCCCGGGUCUCAUGA